Messenger RNA from Raphanus sativus (radish), 913 nucleotides. Its product is annotated as V-type proton ATPase subunit c1. The record is from RefSeq and is a predicted model, not a curated record. Lineage: Eukaryota; Viridiplantae; Streptophyta; Magnoliopsida; Brassicales; Brassicaceae. Bases 129 to 623 code for a protein of 164 amino acids. Gene Ontology annotation, molecular function: proton-transporting ATPase activity, rotational mechanism. Gene Ontology annotation, cellular component: proton-transporting V-type ATPase, V0 domain. Gene Ontology annotation, biological process: proton transmembrane transport. The transcript is spliced from 3 exons.
CAAAAAUAAGUAAAUAAAUAAAUAAAACUAAAAAAACAAAUCAGAGCGAUAUAUUAUCUCUCCGUCUCUCUCUCACGCCAGAUUUCAAUCGUCGACUCGAUUUCAGAUCCGAGAUACAAACUCCGAACAUGUCUACCUUCAGCGGCGAUGAAACAGCUCCCUUCUUCGGCUUCCUCGGCGCCGCAGCCGCACUCGUCUUCUCCUGUAUGGGAGCGGCAUACGGAACCGCAAAGAGUGGUGUAGGUGUGGCUUCGAUGGGAGUGAUGAGACCCGAGCUUGUAAUGAAAUCCAUCGUCCCUGUCGUUAUGGCUGGUGUGUUGGGUAUCUACGGUUUGAUUAUUGCUGUUAUCAUCAGUACCGGGAUUAACCCCAAGGCUAAGUCUUACUACCUCUUCGACGGAUACGCACAUCUCUCCUCCGGUCUCGCUUGUGGUCUUGCUGGUCUUUCCGCUGGAAUGGCCAUUGGUAUUGUGGGUGAUGCUGGUGUCAGGGCAAAUGCUCAGCAGCCUAAGCUCUUUGUCGGGAUGAUUCUUAUCCUUAUUUUCGCUGAAGCGCUUGCUCUUUAUGGGCUUAUUGUAGGUAUCAUCCUUUCCUCUAGAGCUGGUCAGUCUAGAGCUGAAUGAGAAAGUUAUCUCAAGAUUUACCACCCCAAUUGUACUACUUGCUUUACUUUCUGUGUGCGUUCUUUAGUAUGUAUCGUCGACACUGAAACAUUUACUGGAUUCUUGGAGCUUUGUUUCAGAAACAAAACCAGCUAUGGGUUAUUUAUUGUUUGGUUAUGUAAUAAAGAGCUCAGAGCAGCUUUGAUUUUUUUUUUGUAUUCUUGUAUUGUCCUGAGGAAUUUAAAAUACAUUUAUUUGUAAAGAAGUAUGCUUUCUGAAACCAUCUUGAAUCGUAUGAAAUGUCUGCAAUA